Messenger RNA from Ipomoea nil (Japanese morning glory), 1568 nucleotides. RefSeq names its product tyrosine-sulfated glycopeptide receptor 1-like. The transcript has 3 exons. The coding region runs from base 1 to 1440 and encodes 479 amino acids. Lineage: Eukaryota; Viridiplantae; Streptophyta; Magnoliopsida; Solanales; Convolvulaceae. Gene Ontology annotation, molecular function: nucleic acid binding; protein binding; RNA-DNA hybrid ribonuclease activity. The record is from RefSeq and is a predicted model, not a curated record.
AUGGAAAUGGACAAUCCUCACACCUCCAAAACGGUGGGGAAAAUGCGUUGGGUUUUCUGGGAUCCACCAGACAUUGGAUGGAUAAAAAUCAACACUGAUGGUGCCUUUAAAAGGGGUUUGGGUCUUGCUAGUGCCGGUGGGUUGGCUCGAAACCAUCAAGGGGUCUUGCUCUUUGGUUUCACAACUAAAAUGGGGACUUCUAAUAGCUUUGCCGCGGAGCUAUGGGGCCUAAGGGAGGGUCUAUGGCUGACAAAGGCUAAGGGGUUGGAGAGGGUUAUCUUCGAACUUAAUUCAGAAGUUGUCAUCAUGGUAAUGAAAGGGAAAGAGGAGAUUCAUGAGGCAUCAUCGACGCUUGUCAGAGACUGGAAGGUUCCACACUCUUUAGGCUCCCAGCUAUUAAGACUUGAGUCAUUGCACUUGCGAAACAACAACCUUAAUGGGGAGUUGCCUUCCUCACUUCAAAAUUGCACAUCAUUGAGUGUUGUUGAUUUUAGAGGAAAUAAGUUUAUAGGAAGAAUUCCAUCAUGGAUUGGGAGAUCUUUGAAAAGUUUGCUCAUUGUUAGCCUUCGACAUAACAAGUUCUACGGGAACGUGCCUUCAAGUAUUUGCCAUCUCAAAAACAUACACAUCUUGGAUCUUUCCAAAAACAAAUUGACAGGAAAAAUUCCACCGUGCUUCAACAAUUUUACUUAUUUGAUGCAAGCCAACAGUUCUGUUGGAAGUACUAUGCAAAAUAUAGUGUGGAGCAGUACAUUUAUUAUAAGAGGAAAUGGUUACUAUAUAGACAAUAUUUUGAUUCAAUGGAAAAAUCAAGAGUGGGAAUAUAGGAAGCAAUUGGGACUCCUAAAAGCCAUUGAUCUUUCAAGCAAUCAACUGAUUGGAGAUAUUCCUGAGGAACUUUCUACUCUCAAUGGAUUAAUUUUGUUAAACCUUUCAAAUAACCAUUUGACGGGAAUAAUCUUUCUGACAAUUUAUCAGAUGGAAAAUUUAGAGGUCCUUGAUCUAUCUCAGAAUCAACUCUCAGGUGAAAUUCCAAUUGGCCUAGCUCGUUUGAAUUAUCUUGAUGUUCUUGAUUUGUCAAACAACUUCUUGUCGGGCAAAAUCCCAACUAGCACUCAAUUGCAAAGCUUCAAUGUUUCUUCUUAUGCGGGAAAUUUUGGACUAUGUGGGGACCCAUUUCCCAAAUGUUCAGUCGAUGUUCCUCCCCAACGUAAAAUCAAUGACUACCAAGAAGGUGAUACUUUUCUAGACCGGGGGUUUUACAUAUCAAUGGUGAUGGGGUUUUCUCUUAGCUUUUGGGGAAUUGUGGUCACUUUGGUGCUCAAAAACUCAUGGAGAACUGCCUACUAUGAGUUCUUGAAUGAUGUCAAAGAUUGGCUCUACGUGAAAGUGAAAAUAUAUUUGGGCAGGCUACAACAAAAGCUUAGGUGCACAAGAUGAUUCAAUGAAUGAGUGACAAUAGGUAUAAUUACUCCGCUAGUGUAUUAUUUUAUUUUGGUGAAUGAGUGUCUUUUAAACUAUGAAAUUGUUAAACUUGCCCUUUCAUUUUGUAUGGUGAUUAUUGAAUU